ACUAAAACCCUCUAUAACAAAAAAUCUGAUGUUCCUAGUGAAACUAUCAGAACCAUUUAUAGACAAAUGGUUCAUGAUUAUGACUUGACUGGUUACAAAAUCUUCUAUACUGACGCCUCAGUUGGCGGUGUAGCCACUGGAGUAGCAAUUUACAACUAUUCUGACAAAACUAAACAAUCCUUCAAGCUGAACUUUAAAUCUUCCUCCAGUUUUGGAGAAACCUUAGCGAUCUUAAAAGCCAUACAGCAGGCUAAACUACACAAUCAUAGAAAAAUAGUAAUUUUCACGGACAGUCUAGUGGCAUGUUUAUUAUUAAGCAAAAAAAGAACUCAAAACUAUAUCAUCUGUGCUAUUCAUAAAACUAUACUGGAAGCAGACUUUGACAGGGUGACCAUAAUAUGGACACCAAGCCAUAAGGGGAUUCCUGGCAACGAAACGGCCGAUGAACUAGCCAAGGAUGCACUCAAUUCUGAUGAUGAAACACAUGUCAACCUUACUAAUGAGCAGGCCCUAAGAAGUAUCAAAAAUGAAAUUUAUCACAAAUGAUCUUCCCAUGCGUAUCAAAGAAAGCAUGGUUCCACAACUCCUACUUAGGUGCCAAAGAGACCAAAAUAAUCAACCGCAUUCUCACUGGAUGCACUUACGACAGCGAAUAUCCCUACAGAAUCAAAGCCAGGAACUCGAAUAUAUGUAGAUGUGGCAUGCAAGAUAGCUACAUACAUCAAACAUUCCACUGCUCCUUUUUAAACAGCGCUCGGGAGGGCCUCGAAAUCUUUCAAGAUGGUGCCAACUUCCAUGACAUCCUUCACGAUCUCAACCACAGCAAAAUCACUCAACUUGCCAAUUUUUUUCA
Messenger RNA from Rhagoletis zephyria (snowberry fruit fly), 853 nucleotides. RefSeq lists its product as uncharacterized. Gene Ontology annotation, molecular function: RNA-DNA hybrid ribonuclease activity; nucleic acid binding. NCBI's taxonomy places the organism in Eukaryota, Metazoa, Arthropoda, Insecta, Diptera, Tephritidae. The record is from RefSeq and is a predicted model, not a curated record. Gene Ontology annotation, biological process: DNA replication, removal of RNA primer.